Messenger RNA from Pelagomonas calceolata, 756 nucleotides. The record is from the annotation of a GenBank genome assembly. NCBI's taxonomy places the organism in Eukaryota, Pelagophyceae, Pelagomonadales, Pelagomonadaceae.
CCCUGCUGUAAAGGCCAAAAACUCACCGCCAGCACCGCACAAAUGCUGAUGCGCGCGAUUGUUGCUUUGCAGCUCGCGGCGGGCAUCGCUGCGGCGCCGCAGACCACAACAGAAUGGCUGCGCAGCGAGGCGGGAAGCGUCUGGACCAGCAUCACCACAGACCCAUUUGUGCACCAGCUCGCCGACGGGACGUUGCCGAACGCGACGUUGGCGCGGUAUUUAGUCCAGGAUCAUAAAUUUGUGGAUGCUUUCAUGGUUUUGCUCGCGAGCAUGGUGGCCCACGCGCCGACGCUCGAGGACCGCGUGCCGGGCGCCAGAUUUCUCGGCCUGAUCGCCGGCGACGAGAACAGCUACUUCCUACGCUCAUUCGACGCGCUCGGCCUGUCGGAAGCCGAAAUAAAUGCGCCGCCCGCACCGGUCACGAAGCGCUUCGACGCCCUGAUGCGGAGCGCGGCGGCCUCGGGCAAGCUCCACGAGAUGCUCGCCGUUUUAGUGGUAGCUGAGUGGAGCUACCUCACCUGGGGCGAAGCGGCAAAGCCCGUCGCCGGCCUCUCGUGGCUCCACCUCGAGUGGAUCGACCUGCACCGCGGCGACUACUUCGCGAGCGUCAUCGCGUACCUGCGCGGCCAGCUCGACGCGCUCGAGCUGACGGCGGCGCAGCGUGGCGAGGCGCGGGCCGCGUUCCUCGAGGCCGUCGCCUGCGAGAAGGCGUUCUGGGAGAUGGCCCGCAACGGGGAUGGUGGCGGCGAGCUCUGA